This is a messenger RNA of Perkinsus marinus ATCC 50983, 351 nucleotides long. RefSeq lists its product as hypothetical. Bases 1 to 351 code for a protein of 116 amino acids. The record is from RefSeq and is a predicted model, not a curated record. The transcript has a single exon. Gene Ontology annotation, molecular function: zinc ion binding; carbonate dehydratase activity. Lineage: Eukaryota; Perkinsozoa; Perkinsida; Perkinsidae.
AUGGGAGCACUGGACUCCUUCAAUGUGGAGGCCAUGAUCCCUCAAGAUUUAUCGACCAACUUCUACCUUUACAAUGGCUCUGGUACUACUCCUGAUUGUGAGGAAGUUAUGGUAUGGGUUGUUGCUAAGACCAUCCAGACAAUCAGCGAGGAUCAACUGAAUAGGCUGAGGACACUAAGGCAUAAUGGAGUCUCUAUUGGCCCUAACUAUCGUCAAACCCAAGCAUUGAAUGGGAGGAGGAUUCUUGACUCCACCCUUACAGACAACAAUUCUGUCCCUAAACCUUUCAGAGCAUCUUGGUUCAUACUUAUUCUUAUCAUCAUCGUUCCAUCGUUGAUCAUAGGGAAGUGA